Messenger RNA from Pygocentrus nattereri (red-bellied piranha), 1879 nucleotides. RefSeq names its product chromosome 21 C1orf158 homolog (gene cfap107). Lineage: Eukaryota; Metazoa; Chordata; Actinopteri; Characiformes; Serrasalmidae. The transcript has 4 exons. The coding region runs from base 67 to 690 and encodes 207 amino acids. The record is from RefSeq and is a predicted model, not a curated record.
CCCGGAGCGGGAGCUAUUAAAACUAGUCAGGUGUAGGGUCCUGCAUGAGGGACCUCGGCGAACGGCAUGCAGGAGAAGGACGUGGGUUAUAAUAAAUGGACUCAGCCGGGUUGGAGGAUAGAGCCGAAGUAUUCCAACAAAGUUCUGAUUGGCAACUGGGUGGAGGAGAAGCUACAGUUCACCCGAGAGUGUAAAACAGCAAACAGCUCCAAUCGUUUGGACUUCAGGCCCCAUCCGGAGCACAAGCCAGAUGUGACUGUGAGACGGCAGGCGUUGCGCCGAUCUGAGGGUCUUCCGCCCAGGCUACUCCUGUUCCAUCAUGACACAGCCAAAUCACACAACCUGGUCUCGCUCUAUGAUGAGUCAUAUGGCCGGCAGCGCUCCUCUGACCUCCCUGCCCUCCGCACCUGGCACUCUGACAAAAUGGGCUGGAUACCCGAGAGGUCUGAUCACCCGAUCCAAGGUCCUCCAACGAACUGGGGUCUGCUGGAGUCGCAGGCGCGGGUGGCGCAGCAGCAGGGUGUGUUGCCCAUGCUGAGUGUGUAUAAAGGCACGUAUCCUCUUCACCCCACAAGCGCUUUCUGCCAGCCUCGCCAUGCCAGAGCGCCACGCCUCAUCUCCGGCAACAAGAGAAACCUGGAACUGGACCACAGGCCCGGAAACCCAGCCAGCCUGCUGCCAUGUGUCUAACCCUGCUGUAGCACAAACAGGCCAUGUGCUUCUACAGCAAUUAAAAGUUACAGCUUACAAAACCCUCACGAGUCUGAAGAACCUCUAUCACAUAAAGAUUCCAUACCAAUUAAAGGUCAAUGAUUAAGGAACCUUUAUAUGAUGUUAAAGUUACAUACCUAUUAAAGGUCAAUGAUUAAAGAACCUCUAUAUGAUGUUUAAGUUCUACACCAAUUAAAGGUCAAUGAUUAAAGAACCUUUAUAUGAUGUUAAAGUUACAUACCUAUUAAAGGUCAAUGAUUAAAGAACCUCUAUAUGAUGUUUAAGUUCUACACCAAUUAAAGGUCAAUGAUUAAAGAACCUCUGUAUGAUGUUAAAGUUCUACACCAAUUAAAGGUCAAUGAUUAAAGAACCUCUGUAUGAUGUUAAAGUUCUACACCAAUUAAAGGUCAAUGAUUAAAGAACCUCUGUAUGAUGUUAAAGUUCUACACCAAUUAAAGGUCAAUGAUUAAAGAACCUCUGUAUGAUGUUAAAGUUCCAUACCUAUUAAAGGUCAAUGAUUAAAGAACCUCUGUAUGAUGUUAAAGUUCCAUACCAAUUAAAGGUCAAUGAUUAAAGAACCUCUGUAUGAUCUUAAAGUUCCAUACCAAUUAAAGGUCAAUGAUUAAAGAACCUCUGUAUGAUGUUAAAGUUCUACACCAAUUAAAGGUCAAUGAUUAAAGAACCUCUGUAUGAUGUUAAAGUUCUACACCAAUUGAAGGUCAAUGAUUAAAGAACCUCUGUAUGAUGUUAAAGUUCUACACCAAUUAAAGGUCAAUGAUUAAAGAACCUCUGUAUGAUGUUAAAGUUCUACACCAAUUAAAGGUCAAUGAUUAAAGAACCUCUGUAUGAUGUUAAAGUUCUACACCAAUUAAAGGUCAAUGAUUAAAGAACCUCUGUAUGAUGUUAAAGUUCUACACCAAUUAAAGAUCAAUGAUUAAAGAACCUCUGUAUGAUGUUAAAGUUCUACACCAAUUAAAGGUCAAUGAUUAAAGAACCUCUAUAUGAUGUUAAAGUUCCAUACCUAUUAAAGGUCAAUGAUUAAAGAACCUCUGUAUGAUGUUAAAGUUCUACACCAAUUAAAGGUCAAUGAUUAAAGAACCUCUAUAUGAUGUUAAAGUUCUACACCAAUUAAAGGUCAAUGAUUAAAGAACCUCUGUAUGAUGUUAAA